This is a messenger RNA of Tigriopus californicus, 1962 nucleotides long. RefSeq lists its product as uncharacterized. Lineage: Eukaryota; Metazoa; Arthropoda; Copepoda; Harpacticoida; Harpacticidae. The record is from RefSeq and is a predicted model, not a curated record. Bases 600 to 1106 code for a protein of 168 amino acids. The transcript is spliced from 4 exons. Gene Ontology annotation, biological process: regulation of synaptic transmission, cholinergic; sleep; positive regulation of voltage-gated potassium channel activity.
AUUAACGAAUACAUUUUUUUCGGAAAAGGAUUUUUUUUGGAUUUUUCACACUUAUUUCAUGAACAACUUGAGUGCUCCAUGGGGUUUGUCACAGAUAUUUCAUAAAGGUGCUGUUCUCGCACAUCUUGUUCCCAAUUAUACCAUUUCGAGAGCACGUUCCAUUUUGGUAACACUGCCGCUCUUCCUUUGGGAGCCACCAUUUUGGUAGAGUCGCCCCCAUUAGUGACGACACUCACUCUCGCUCUCUUACGGGUUGGUUGGCGGUGGGUCGGUUGGUCCACUGUUCCAGUCUUGUUCCACUACCAGUCCUGUUCCACUUCCACUACUAGUUGGAGCUCCCCUCUUGAGAUCGACGUGUCCUCCUUACACUUUCAUGAGGGUUUUGGCCAGAAAUCCACAACCGAAAUCCAGCUUUACUCUAAAUUGUCCUUCAGUGGAACAAGCUCGAUCUUCUCACAUGAUUCGGAACGAGGCUCCUGAUAUCGACAGAAGUCUUCAAUAAACCAGUGUGCAUGUGCAUCAGUGCGGUUGUUGGUGACCUUCAGGACUGAGCGAGAGUGAGUUUGACCUUGGGUGGCGGACAUUUUUAAUUUCCAAUCAUGUGGAUCUUGACAGCCAUUCCUGCAGCCAAAUCUGGCCUCAACAGCCUCCUUGUCCCCAUGGGACAAAAAGGCGUCCUCUUCUUGGCUAUCUGUGCCGUCCUCGUUUCCACUGGUGGUGCUAUCAAAUGUUGGGAGUGUAACUCCAAAUAUGAUGCUCGAUGUGGAGACCCGUUCUCCAAUUACAGUGUGGCCAUGGUGGAUUGUGAUCAACGACAAGAUCAGAUCAAGCAUCUAGAUAUCAAGGACGGAGAAGAACUGCCAAAAGCUACCAUUUGCAGGAAAACCUAUCAGUCAGUUGAAGGCGAUGUCCGAGUUGUCCGUGGAUGCGGAUGGCUUGAAAAUAUUGAUUCACUGAAGGACCGUGAAUGUUUCAAUCGAGCAGGCACAAAUCAGAUUCAAGUGUAUCACUGCAUAUGCAAAGAGGACGGCUGCAACUCCGCCAAGAGCCUCACCAGUGGCCUUUUGAUUGCUCUCUUGCUUCCACUCAUUCCAGCCUUCUUCUAAGGGCAGAUCUCACCCCUUGCCAAGAAGACCAGUAGUUCUCAAUGGGACAAGCGACCACAACAACCACCAAAUGAACGGCACGGGUCUACGGGCUAUUUUCAUCGGAUCCCUCCAGAACAUCUCUCUCAAGACAUGACCGCCCCAUGGUUUCAUAUUUCGAGGCUCCAAACCCAAACCGUGUGUCCAGCCACCAUCAGUCAAAUCCUUAGAUUCUCCUCUAGAUAAAUUAUUAUGAAAAGUAGCUGCCAUGGAUAUUCUUUCAAUUGCUAGCCAUACAAGACAACAUCCACUCAACUGAAAAGCACGGAAACGACCCGCACACUCAUUAAAUUUUGCCCCCUUCAAGAACAAUCCAACUGCCAUUUCUUGCUUCAGACCCCCCCCACAUCUCACCUCUAAUAGAUAGGAAACUCAACAGCUGAUUCUUCCCUCCUUUUAAGAAGGUAAAUCCGAUUAAUUCCCGCCAUGUUUGCUUUCUAAAUUCAGCUUCUAUUUCCAACACUCUGGAUAUGGUUAUUGUAUUAUUUGAUAAACCCUCACCCAUUCUAAUCCACCAACCCCAAGCGUGCAACCCACCGUGAUUUCCUACAAGAAGCGAUUACUUUUUGCAGAAAAAACCAAUACAUCCAAUAUGAAUAUCUAUCUAUUGUGUAACUACGAAUGAGUGAAUGAAUGCAGUCCCACUAUUGGUUCCCUUUUCUCAGAGUUCAUUGAACUCAAAGUCACCUUUCAAAGUCAUUAUUCAGAAUGCCACAUACACGGAUACAUGAGCAACUCAAGCCCUGUUAAAAAACUUCAAUGUUGCAUAUUGGUGCACUAUAUACAUAUAAAUGACAAUAAAACAGACAAAAAGCCA